Symbiodinium sp. CCMP2592 is the source of this 2193-nucleotide messenger RNA. Lineage: Eukaryota; Dinophyceae; Suessiales; Symbiodiniaceae. The record is from the annotation of a GenBank genome assembly.
AUGGCUGACUUUCUUGGCGAGCCUCGCCUUUCGCGCCCAGAAGUCAUCAAAAAGAUAUGGGCCUACGCCAAGGACAACGAUCUAUUGGAUCCAUCCAACAAGAAGGAGAUCGUCUGCGAUGCAAAACUGCAGCAGCUUCUGGGCGUGGAGAGGACUCAAAUGCUACAGUUGACGACGCACGUGAACCAUCAUUUUGAGUACGCCGCCGACAUCAAGGAAGAGUCGGCGCCGGUGAAAGGAAGUCCAAAGAGGCAACGGAAAGUCGAAGAGAAGCAGGAGCUGAAAGAGGAGAAGAAGGAGCUCAAGGUCAAGACGAAGAGCUCCAAGCAAGAGCAGAAGAAGGAACUUGCAGAGUCCUCUAACCCGGCGCCUAGCGCCGCCCGUGUAGAGGCUGUGGCCAAAGGCCUCAGGCUGCGUGUGAAUGCGAUGUUCCAACAGCGGCUUGCCCUGGAAUUCAAGACGCCUGACCUCGAACUGGAUCAACUCCGGUUCGAGUUCGUUGCCGUCCCGAGCAAGCCGGCCACGAACGAGCUUCGACGUCCCUGCCAUGCCGGUGCACGCGAAAAUUCAGAGGGAGACUUCGAGUCCGUCGGUGAAGGACACUUGGAGGGGCUCUCUGCCAAUGCCUCUUAUACGGUGUUCGUGGAAGUCGAAGGGGCCGGUCACAAGCUGCGCUCGCGGGAAAUCUCGAUCCCUCAGCGCGCCAGUCCGGGGAACUGGAAGCCCCACGAAGUCCAGAGUUGGGCUCUGACGUUGAGAGUGCCAGAAUUCACGCAGAAGCUGGCCGCCUACAAUGUCAGUGGCGCCACGCUGCUGACUCUCGGCGAGGCCGAUCUCCACAGCUUCGGCCUCGUUGCACCCUUCCUCCGCCGGCGGGUGUCGGAUGCUUUAAAGGUGGAGGAUAGCCCCACCAGCAGCGACCAGGACAGCGACAGCGACGAAGUAGUUGUCAGCUUUCGCAAGCACAAGCUGUUCUGCUGCUGCACGAUCUGUUCGUCUUCCUUGUGUGGCGUUCUGGUCCUCCUCAUCGCCUUCCUCGCCUGGCAAGCCAAAGGGCUGGUGGCCAUCGGCACAUUCAAUGCGAUCGAACCGCGCCUCACUCCGAAGCAAUUUCCCCGCUACAGUAGCUGUGGUGGAUGCAGGGAAGGGAACAAGACGAAUGAGGAGAUUGAGAAGUGCAUCAAGCCCUGCUACAACUUGAGUUUCGUCUUGGAGUGGGAGCGCUUCAAUGCAGAGUAUGGCUACGAGCUGGUGUACUUCCCCUCGCGGCCGGGUCCGCAAGGGGAGCCUUCUGUGAACAUUUCAGCAUGGUGGCUGCCAGCACCUCCGACGGCUAGAGGUCCUGCACCACGCAUUGUGGUUCUGCACGGCGUGGGCUCCAACAACAAUCACUGUGGAGUGCAAGCCACUUGCUUUCUACUGCGAUCCAUCGGUUUCAGCUGCCUCACCCCAAGCGCAAGAGACAACGGCCUCUCGGGCAAGUCGACGCAUCCGGAGAUUACGAGCUGGGCCUACGACUAUCACCUUGACGCUCUUGGAGCCUGGGACUACGCAGUGGAGGAUCCUGAUGGGGUUCUUGGUGGCCCUUUGCCACCGAGCAAAGUUGGUCUCAUGGGCUUCUCCAAAGGUGCCUUGGAGACCGCCAUUGCCUUUGGCAUAGAGCAACGCGCUCCCGGUGCUUGGCUGGACUCGGGCCCCUAUGGGGGUCUCUUUGGGAUGAUUCAGUCGGUUCUUUCCCAGGCGAUUGGCAGGAGACUUGGCGACUUUCUCGCAAGAAUUGUUUUUUUCUGGGCCAAAAUCUUCACGGGCAACCGUGUGGACGUCUUGAAGCCGUUGGUGUUGCUGCACAAUUGCACUCCCGGGAACGUGCGGAACGUGCUGAUUGCCCAGAGCACGCUGGACGCCGUCGUCCCCAUCAAGUAUGCAGGCAUCGCGAUUUCGACCCUUUCUGGGCUUCCUAGCUGCUAUUCGGUGCGCACCUUCACGCCCCCGCAGUACUGCAACGGUGCAACGCAUCACCAGGAGAUGUGGGAGUUCCCAGAUGACACCCGGCGCAAGCUCUGCGAUUUCUGGAGCAGUACUUUCAAGCAAGAUGCGGCUUUCUGCAACCUUGAAAACCAGCCGGAUUUUCAGACCUGGUCACCCGAAACUCCUUUACCUCCGGGCAGCCCUCCCACUCCAAUCUUGAACUGA